AUGGAAGAUGAAGUAACGAUGAGGUGGGGCGGCAAACAGCCUACAGAGACAGCCUGGGAGCACGAGGACGACGCAUGGGCGUUCGAGAAACCCACCUACGAAUGGCAGCAGGAAUUCAAUCAAGGAGACGCCCCUGCCAUGCCCGAACUCGAGGCCGAGUUGUUUGGAGAAGAGAAUCGCAUCUUGUCGGGGAUCAAUUUCGACAAGUUCUCAAGAAUCAAUGUCAGUCGGAAAGGUGGACCCGAACGCGUCGAUCCUCUACAGAGUUUUGAACAGGCAAAGUUGCAUCCGAUUAUCCUCGAGAACAUCCAGCGUAUGGGAUACCUGGAGCCAACACCCAUCCAGAGGAACGCGAUCCCCAUCUUGAUGAAAAACUAUGAUCUUUUAGCAUGCGCGCAAACAGGAUCGGGAAAGACGGCAGCGUUCCUACUCCCAGUUCUAUCCAAGAUUUUGACAAAGAUGCAAAAGAACCCACCCGUCGCCCCUCUGCCCGGUGCUCGAAAAACCAAGGCCUCUCCUUUGGCAUUGAUCAUCCUCCCUACUCGAGAGCUCGGCAUCCAAAUCUUUGACGAAACCCGUCGCUUCACGUACAAGAGCCCGAUCAGACCGGCAGUGAUUUAUGGAGGGGCAGACCUUCGACGACAAAAGGACUAUUUGGCGCGUGGAUGCGACAUCCUUAUCGCAACACCAGGACGACUUGUCGAUGCUAUGGAGAGAGGAGCGGUGGCGUUGGACAAAGUCCGGUACUUGGUUCUGGAUGAAGCCGACCGGAUUCUGGAUUUGGGAUUCGAACCGACAAUCCGUCAGAUCUUGCUCUCGUCUGAUUUGACGAGGGAUGAGAGUUUGCAAUCCAUGAUGUUUAGCGCCACGUUCCCGUCUGAGAUCCAGGUCCUUGCGAGGGACUUUAUGAAUGACUAUUGCCGUCUGCGCGUUGGAAGAAUCGGAGGCACAACGACAGACAUUAUGCAAAAGGUGAUCAAGGUAGAAGAGUACCACAAAGAGGACACUCUCGAAGAACUCCUCCUCUCCCAACCGCCCUCGCGCACCCUCAUCUUUGUCGACACGAAGCGCAAAGCCGACUACCUCGACGAUGUCCUCUACAACAAACAUUUCCCCUGCAUCUCCCUCCACGGCGACCGGAGCCAACGUGAACGCGAGAUGGCCCUGGAAGCCUUUAAAGCUGGUCGGAGCCCCAUCCUGAUCGCUACCGCUGUCGCUGCUCGAGGACUGGAUAUCAAGGAUAUCAUGCAUGUCAUCAAUUAUGACCUGAGCGAUGAUAUUGAUGAUUACGUCCAUCGGAUUGGAAGAACGGCGCGUGCGGGGAACCCGGGACUGGCGACGACGUUUUACAACGAUCGGAAUUGGGGCAUUGCACCCCAGUUGGUGAAGCUAUUGAUUGAGUGCCAGCAAGAUGUGCCUGAGUUCUUGCAAGAGUUUAUUACCGACGACAUCUCGUAUGAGAAUGAUUUUGUGGACCCGGAUCAGAUUGACCUUUUGGAUUCCAGAGGAGGCAGCGAGGGAGGAGGAGAUGCUCACGACCAUGGUGGAUACGAUCAAGGGCAUGGUGGAUACGGCAAUGAUAAAGGAGAAGGAAGAGACGGCCUUCCCAAUUACGACCACGGCGGCCAUGGCCAUGUCCACGACCAAGGUGUCAAUUUCGACCAAACCCAUGGCGAGUACAGAGACAGCGACUCCAACAGUGGCUGGAAUGCUUCUCCUGCCUAUGGGAACAACAAUACUGGUAAUAGCAACAACAACAACAACAGCAAAGACAAUAGCCAGGAUUUCAACUUUCACUAG
Molecule: messenger RNA, 1800 nt
Organism: Linnemannia hyalina
Lineage: Eukaryota; Fungi; Mortierellomycota; Mortierellomycetes; Mortierellales; Mortierellaceae
Source: the annotation of a GenBank genome assembly